AUGCUCGUGACAGCGCUUAUUCUCAAUCCAUCAGGUCCUUCGCUCUCCCUCCCCAAGAGCAUGAGCCUUCGCCAGGCAGGGACGAGUCUUGGGCUGCGCAUGGCGAUCGACCCGCAGGAGGUUGAGAAAUUCAUGGACAAGGCUGAGAACGGCAAAGUGAAACCGAAGAAGAGGACCCCACUAGCAACCGCGAUGAACAAGCGCUCCAAGGCUCUGGCAAUCGGGAUGGAAUGCUGCACUGGUGUGGAGGGCCUAAGAGAUGGUCAGUGCUGUGCCAUCUGGAUCGACCUGCAGCCGGAGGGAAGAGACUUGGAGUGCCUGGAAGCAUUCGGCAAAGAGCAGCAGACUGCUGCGGGAGAGUUUCCAGGCCCUGUCUGUGUGAUCCGAGGGGGGGUGUCCUCCCUCAAGGAGAUUGCAGAAGCCAAGGCAGCCGGUGCUGGAGCCGUGGCGUUCGCUGCUGGCGAUCUGUCAGAGGAGGAAGCGGGGAAACUGUCGCGGUACGCUCAGGUUCUUGAUAUGGAAGCCGUAGCCAUCGUUUCGCAAGAGGACGAUGCAAAGAUCGCGGCGGCAUGCAACUGCGAGGUGGUGAUUGCUGAGGCAUAUGACGCCGAGUCUGCUCAGCAGAUCUUGAAGAGUCUUCCCGAGAGUCAAGUCAGGAUUGCUCGAGUCAAUUAUAGGAGAGAGACAGAAGAAGAUUGCUUCGAGCUGACAAAGCAGCUCCACAGCUCGGGGUACACGGGAGUCAUCGUCUCGGGAGUUUGCAACGGCGUCCCUGAGGACCUGGAGCAGGCCCUCUACGUCAUAGGGCAGAUGACAAGCAAGCGCAGCUCUCAGGUCAACCUCCGUCUCCUCGGGGCUGAUCGUCUCCCCGGUGCCCCGGUCUCGCGCGAGCCCUCCCCUGCUCCGAGCUCCCCUGCCCCUGCAGGAGUGUCGACUUCGGCUCCAAAGAAGACGGGAGGAAAGACCAAGGUCGGGAUGGACACGUUCGGGCUCGACGAGUUCAUGUUUGUGAACUUGCUGUUGCUAGAGUUUAUCAGUAGCGAUGGUGAUGGUAAAGAUGGUUAUGAUGACGACUACGAUGACGAAGAUGAAAGGAAGGGAAUGUUGAAAUGGACGGAGCAGGGAGGGGGAGAAGAAGAAACUGUGACGGGGGAGCGUCAGGACGAGUCGGAAGUACAGGAGGAGAAGGAGCAGGAAGAGAAGGAAACAGCGGUCUCAACCGUUCAGCCGGAAUAA
This is a messenger RNA of Guillardia theta CCMP2712, 1236 nucleotides long. RefSeq lists its product as hypothetical. The transcript has 14 exons. The coding region runs from base 1 to 1236 and encodes 411 amino acids. The record is from RefSeq and is a predicted model, not a curated record. Lineage: Eukaryota; Cryptophyceae; Pyrenomonadales; Geminigeraceae.